This is a messenger RNA of Mus pahari (shrew mouse), 842 nucleotides long. Its product is annotated as killer cell lectin-like receptor subfamily B member 1B allele B. The record is from RefSeq and is a predicted model, not a curated record. The transcript has 6 exons. NCBI's taxonomy places the organism in Eukaryota, Metazoa, Chordata, Mammalia, Rodentia, Muridae. The coding region runs from base 27 to 698 and encodes 223 amino acids.
GCCAGUGUCAAGUCCCUCCAUCUACGAUGGAUUCGACACUGGUCUAUGCAGACUUAAACCUAGCCAGGAUCCGAGAGCCUAAUCAUGAACCGCCUCCACCUCUUUCCCCAGACACCUGUCGGUGCCCACGCUGGCAUCGGUUGGCUCUGAAAUUUGGCUGUGCUGGCCUCAUCCUUCUUGUGCUGGUCGUGAUUGGACUCAGUGUCUUAGUGGUAUCAUUAGUACAAAAAUUGUCAGUAAAAGGAAUCAGCAUGGAUGUUCAAAUGAAAAGGACAAAUGCAACAGACAGUCCAGCUAAGUUAGAGUGCCCCCAAGACUGGCUGUCACACCGAGAUAAGUGCUUUCAUGUUUCUCACGUUUCCAACACUUGGAAGGAAGGUCUAGCUGACUGUGAUGGGAAAGGAGCCACUUUGCUGCUCAUUCAAGACCAAGAAGAACUGGGAUUCCUACAGGACUCAAUAAAGGAAAAAUAUAAUUCAUUUUGGAUUGGACUAAGUUACAUAUUGCCAGACAUGAACUGGAAGUGGAUGAAUGGCUCAACUUUAAAUUCUGAUGUAUUAAAAAUCAGUGGUGCCACUGAACGUGACAGCUGUGCCGUCCUCUCAGAGGGCAAAGUGAUUUCCGAGAGCUGUGCUUCAGACAACCGUUGGAUCUGCCAAAAGGAACUAAACCGUGAAACCCCGUGUAAUGACUCCUGACUGCGAAUCCCAUCCCGAUUACUUUACCAUCCGCACCACACCAGAUCUCUGCCCCUGACCUGUCUCUGCUGUCUGCCUCCCAGUGCAGUGAGUGGCACAGCACACGGACUCUAAGAGCACUGGAGUUCAGUGAGUGGCACAGCA